Molecule: messenger RNA, 1876 nt
Organism: Anneissia japonica
Lineage: Eukaryota; Metazoa; Echinodermata; Crinoidea; Comatulida; Comatulidae
Product: protein FAM98A-like
Exons: 10
Coding region: 157-1473 (438 amino acids)
Cellular component (GO): tRNA-splicing ligase complex
Source: RefSeq, a predicted model, not a curated record
UCUAUCUUAUAUUUCUAGUAUCUUUGGUCUCGCUGCUGGUCUGCAGCACUGCAGCAGCAGGAUUUCUAUCGCACAGUUUGUAAUUGUGCAAAUGACUCAAAACUGUGCGCAAGAAGGCACAUAUCAGAUUCGUGAAAAGAAUAAGAAGGUGGACCCAUGGCUUUUGUACAAAACGGUAUCCUAGACAGUCUUGACGACUUGGGGUAUGAUGGACCUUUUCUUCAGGAAGACCUGUUUGCAGAGGCUCUCCGUGCAGGCUCAUGUUCUCCAGAUUUUACCAGCCUUGUGUCUUGGAUAGCAGGACAACUCAAACUCAUUUGUGAUGUAGAAGAAUCCAUAACUCCAACCACAAGUGCUGAAGACAUGGAGACAUUUGAGCUGGAAGUAAGUGGUUUUCUAAAAGAGAUGCACUGCCCUCAUACAAGUCUUAUUGAAGGUGAUCUCCAUGUGCGACUAGGUAGUGAAGAAAAUAGGCUCAAACUGCUUGAUUUCCUGACAACCGAAUUGCAGGCAGCAAAGAUGAUAGCUAUAAAUUUUGCAAAUGUUCAAGAUGCUGUAGAAAAACCUGAAUUAGGUUGGAAUGAAUCAAGUAAAUGUCUCAAAAACAUCUGUGUUGAUCUUGGGUUGUCCAAGCCGCCCUUGAACGUUUCUGACAUUCAGCUAUUUUCCAAGUUGGAAUCUCAACUACGAACAGUGAUUGCACAGGCCCCUGAAUGCCAACUUGGAAAACCACUCAUGAAAUUUUCACUUAAUAUGAAACAAUGGGAAGAACUGCAGGGAAUAAACAAUUCACUGAUGUUAGAAUAUCAACUCAGGAGACAAAUGUUGCUGAAGCGUUUGGACGUAACUGUACAGUCUUUUUGCUGGUCUGACAAAAUUUCAGGUAAGGAGGAUAAAUUUGCCAAAGCUUAUCAACCUAAAAGGGCCCUUUUGAAAGCACAGAGUGAAACAUCUUUAAGCAACCUGUUGGCAGCACGAGAAGAUUUAACAAUGCAAGUUAAAACUAGCGAUCAACAAGUUAGGAUGAAUACACAGACUCCAAUCAACAAGGUGCUCAUGGGAAGGGUUCCAGAUAGAGGAGGUCGUCCACAAGAGGCUACACCCCCUCCUCCAGAGAUGCCUGCAUUCAGAAAGCGGCAAGAAGGAGACAGGGUGCAAGGGGGUGGAAGGGGACAACGUGGACGAGGAGGGGCAGGGAAGGUACAAGGUGGCUGGACAGGUGGAGGUGGUCAAAACUGGGAUAGUAAGUGGAGUCAAGGAGGGGGUGGAUACCAAGGGAAAGUAAGUAGAGAUGGAGGUGGUUACCAGGAAUUUGGAGGUGGUUAUCAAAGAGGCAAUGAGGCUGGUUACCAGAGUGGCAGCAGGGAUAGUUGCCAAAGAAGCAGCGGGGGAGGGCAACAUAGAGGACAGAGCCAGAGAGGAGGGAAAGGCUACCAGGGCGGCAAGGGUGGUGGUAAAAGAGGAGGGUAUUGAGGACACAAUGAACAAUACAGAGUAAUUAGAAAGGGUAGCGUAUCUGAGCGAGUGUGCCAAAAGAUAACACCAAACCUAAGACCCCAUAGAAACUCAGACCUUACAAAAUUAGUUCUGGUGAGACUGCUCUAUAAUAUCUUCAUUCAAAAGCCAACUUUCCCUGUUAUGGAUUUUCAUAAAACACCUUUUCAAUUGAACAUUUAGAAAGCAAGCAGAUAAACAAAUGCAAUGUUAUAUGCACAUAUAGUAUUGUGAAAAUAACGGUACUUUUGUAAAAUACUGAAUCCAAAUAAUAGAGAUGUCAGUAUACUAAAACUAAAUGCCUUUAUUUGUUCAUCUUUGUUUAAUUUACAAACAUACUUUUGUUAAAUACUGAAUUCAAAUAAUAGAGAUGUCAGUAUAC